UCAAUACUAUUCCCGGUCAAAAUGGCUUCUGAGUCGGCAGCGCAGCUGUUUGUGCGGUUGGGUGGUAAACAGGCUCUAGGUGGACUGGAUUUAGAUCUUUUUGCAGAUAUUCCUGAUGGUGUUCAACCAGGAAAUGUUAUUGAAUUUUGUGGCAUGGAAGGAAGUGGCAAAACAGAGAUGCUUCUUCAUUUGAUUGCAAACUGUAUUCUCCCAAGGUCAUGGAAGGAUCUCAAACUUAAUGGAAGAUCUGUCGGGGUUGUAUUUGUAGACAAUGAUUUUCAUUUCCAGUUGCUGCGACUGGUAACAAUAAUGGAACACAGGAUAUUAAAAGCAAUCAGAGAUGCUGAUCAAUCUGAGAGGGCAUCAGAAAGUGAUAGAACUAACCCCCUCAAGGAAACUUCAGCAGGCAUUCCUCUUGUUUAUCCCGAGAAAUACAGUGAUUAUGAAAGCCUCAUCAAGUCUUGUCUUGGUCUGUUCUUUAUUGUUCGUUGUAACAGCAGCAUAGAAUUACUGGCGACUGUCUUAUCACUUGAAAAUCUCUUAGCUGCCAAGCCUGAAGUGGGUGUCUUUAUGAUUGACAGUUUGAGUGCAUUUUACUGGCUUGACAGAGGUAGUGGUGCAGAGAGCCUGGGUCUUCAAGAAUCAAACCAAAGAAAAGUUGUCAAUAUUUUACAAAAGUAUGUGCAGAAGUAUCAUGUGGCUCUGAUUGCCACUAAGCAAUCAAUCUUCAUGAACGCAGAAAAAUCAACAAAUCGUGAAUAUUUGUGUCAGCUGUGGCAAAGACUGGUGAAUCACCGUUAUGAAUUUGAUAGAAAUAUUGUUCAAACUGGAGUUGACAUAACUUAUUCAGUUCACAGAACUUUUCCGUUGAGCAGAAGACACCAAAGAUUUUUUAUCAAAGAAAGUGGCAUUGAAUUUAUGCGUUAAUCGUCUUAAAAUUUCAUAGAUUUUUAUUCAAGUUAUAGAUCAUAAUAUUGAAAUACCUUUUUUGUCAACUUUUUCCUCUUUGUGAGAAAUAUUUUGAAGAAUAAAUAUGAGCUCUCCAUUUUCCAUAAAUA
Stylophora pistillata is the source of this 1058-nucleotide messenger RNA. RefSeq names its product DNA repair protein XRCC2. Gene Ontology annotation, biological process: DNA strand invasion; double-strand break repair via homologous recombination. NCBI's taxonomy places the organism in Eukaryota, Metazoa, Cnidaria, Anthozoa, Scleractinia, Pocilloporidae. Gene Ontology annotation, molecular function: ATP-dependent DNA damage sensor activity; four-way junction DNA binding; ATP binding. The record is from RefSeq and is a predicted model, not a curated record. Gene Ontology annotation, cellular component: Rad51B-Rad51C-Rad51D-XRCC2 complex; replication fork; centrosome.